Messenger RNA from Penicillium oxalicum, 75 nucleotides. RefSeq lists its product as uncharacterized. The record is from RefSeq and is a predicted model, not a curated record. NCBI's taxonomy places the organism in Eukaryota, Fungi, Ascomycota, Eurotiomycetes, Eurotiales, Aspergillaceae. The transcript has a single exon. The coding region runs from base 1 to 75 and encodes 24 amino acids.
AUGGCCAAGUCUCAGCUCCGCAGAUCAAUGUAUCAGGCAGACGGCGUGGGCAGUGAUGGAUCCAUUGAAGCUUAA